CUCGUAGCCUUGGCGCGAACUUUUGACAUGCACCAACAGACACGCCCAUAGCGAUCGCAACGCACAAGAUACCCACCAUGAGCGCCCAAAAGUCUGUCGAGAUUGCAAAGUCACUGCCGCCGCGGUUACUGCGCUUCUUCCAAAAGUACCCGCCGCCAUCGCUCUUUCCCAGUCUCUCCUCUCAACUCGCAUCGCCGACUUCACACUCAACCCCAGACACAAUAUCGACAACCCCACCAACCGACCCCAAUGCCUCCAUGACCGAGGCGUCGGCGCCGGAGGUCACACCCAGACCCUCAAAUGCGCCCUCGAGUUCAAAUAUACCGCCAGAAGCGCACGAUCUGCCGUACCCAAAUCCAUUUCUCCCACAUAAGAACUUCGCAACCGGACGGUGGCACUCCCCCGCUUACGGUCUACGGAAGCAAGCCGACCUCGUAAAGCUCGCAUCAGAACAUGGCGUCGUUGAUCUCCUCCCCUGGACCAUCAAGAAGCCAGGCGAGAAGGAAAGGCGGAGGGUAGAAAGAGGACUGCAAGUUAAGGGCACAGGCGAGGGACAGAAGGUCAAGGGAAAGCUCUGGGAGCGAACAUUGAAGGGACGUCUAGAGAUGAGGAGGCAAGCUAUGCUGAACAUGCCCGCUUUGAUCCAGGAAUGGAAGCAGAGGGGACAUGGAAGAGGUUGGAAGAAGUGGCCGAGUGGAAAGGCGAAAUAGACUGCAUCUUCUUGAACCCCUUUGGAAAACAACCGUUCGAAUGUACCAAUACUGUUUUGUUUCAUCACACAACGAAACCUAAGUGCAGCUCAAUCGAUACAUUGCAAUGUAGUUCUGCCUGGGUAUCCUGCUAACCGAAGUAUCUCAUGUACGACAAUCCUUCGACGUUAUUGUUCGCGUGUGCAACUAGUUCUGGGUAUAAUAUAGGAAACAAGAAUGUGCACACA
This is a messenger RNA of Alternaria alternata, 937 nucleotides long. RefSeq lists its product as hypothetical. Gene Ontology annotation, molecular function: structural constituent of ribosome. Gene Ontology annotation, cellular component: mitochondrial large ribosomal subunit. The coding region runs from base 78 to 710 and encodes 210 amino acids. NCBI's taxonomy places the organism in Eukaryota, Fungi, Ascomycota, Dothideomycetes, Pleosporales, Pleosporaceae. The record is from RefSeq and is a predicted model, not a curated record. The transcript has a single exon.